UUUUGAAAGGUCUGACAGGAAGUCGUCUUCAUCUUUCAUCCCUCCUGCCCGUCGUCGCAGCAGAUCAGGAGACUUCGGCUCCGCUCGGAGAAACAGCACCGCACUGUAUGGUGGAGAACCGUUUCAUAUUUUUACCUUUUUCUGGGAACCGGCUGUAUGAUUAAGCUACAAUCUUCAAUGAGUAAGCAUAUCCCACAGUUCUGUGGUGUUCUGGGUCACACAUUUAUGGAGUUUCUGAAGGGCAGUGGGGACUACUGCCAGGCUCAGCACGCUGCCUAUGCAGACGAGUGAACAGCCGAACUCGCCAUCGACCCGACGCACUUGAGCCACAGGAGGGACCCCGGAAAAGUUGGCAGGACCGGGACGCCUCCCAGAACCAGCGACAACUCGGCCUGGAUGGGGUAACUCCACCCGCUGCACUCUGCCCUCGUCGGCUUCCGCCUGGCCCGAAUCAAGGUGGAACCAGCCUGGUUUUCUUCUUCCUUUUUUCUUUUCUUUUAUUCCAAAGGAAAAGGGGUUUUGAGUUGUUUUCCGAUUGUCCGCCCUUUUUUUUUCGGCCGCCAACACCCUAAAUUUUCACGUUUGCCUGACGCAGCCUUGUUUUUUUUUUGUUUGUUUUUUUCGCCGACCUCGAAGAAGAACGGAGGAUUUCCACUUCUAGGAUCUCGAUCGGACGUUUUUGUUUGACAUUCCCUCCGAGUUUAACUGUUUACAUUAGUGUUUUUCUCCUCAAAAGACUUUUUUGGUUUUGUUUUAUAUAUAUAUAUAUAUAUAUAUAUAAACAUUUUUUACGUUGUCACAAUGGCUCGUAUGAACAGACCGGCCCCCGUGGAGAUCACCUACAAAAACAUGAGGUUCCUCAUUACCCACAAUCCCACCAACGCCACCCUGAACAAGUUCAUUGAGGAGCUGAAGAAGUAUGGAGUUACCACCGUGGUGAGAGUGUGUGAGGCCACCUACGACGCCACCCUGGUGGUCAAAGAGGGGAUCCAAGUUCUGGAUUGGCCGUUUGACGAUGGAGCUCCUCCCUCCAACCAGAUCGUGGAUGAUUGGCUGAACCUGCUGAAGCUGAAGUUCAGGGAGGAGCCCGGCUGCUGCAUCGCUGUCCACUGUGUGGCGGGGCUGGGGAGAGCUCCUGUUCUGGUCGCGCUUGCUUUGAUUGAAUGCGGGAUGAAAUAUGAAGAUGCUGUCCAGUUCAUUCGACAGAAGCGUCGAGGAGCGUUCAACAGCAAACAGCUGUUCUACCUGGAGAAAUAUCGUCCUAAGAUGCGCCUGCGCUUCAAAGAUUCCAACGGCCAUCGCAAUAACUGCUGCAUCCAGUAGAGCCGAGCCCUGAGCCCCCCCCCCCUCCUCCACUCCAACCUCGCUAGCUUACAACCUGGCAGGCUUGUGUUCUCAGUCGUUGUGUUGACGUUCUUUACUUUGAGAAAACCAUGCUCUGUUAUUCAACUCCCCC
Molecule: messenger RNA, 1456 nt
Organism: Etheostoma cragini (Arkansas darter)
Lineage: Eukaryota; Metazoa; Chordata; Actinopteri; Perciformes; Percidae
Gene: ptp4a1
Product: protein tyrosine phosphatase 4A1
Exons: 6
Coding region: 802-1323 (173 amino acids)
Biological process (GO): protein dephosphorylation
Cellular component (GO): nucleus
Molecular function (GO): protein tyrosine phosphatase activity
Source: RefSeq, a predicted model, not a curated record